AUGAAAAUCUCAGAGGAUGCUGAUCAUAUAUUCAUCCCUCCUCGACCUCCCUUGAUCGAUUUUAGUCCAAUGAACAACCAGAAGAAAGGACAGAAGAUACCAAUCAAACUGGAUCCAGAGGGAACUCAGGUGGAGAGGAGACGAAAGGUUGAUUCAACAACUCCAUCUCUAUUUGCACACAGUGCUGCUGAAUUCGACGAGUGCGGUAAAUGCGAGAAAGCUCGACUGGCGGGAUUGGAUGCUUGGAUGGAUCACUUGGGAUUCUGCCAUACAUUCCCAACUCGUUGGCCGAGUUCUAGAAUUGAUGAUGGACUGCUAGAUAAAAAUCAUCCCUACACUUCUGUUGUGGAUUCACAUAAGAAGAGGAAACGAGCCGUAAUACCACGCCCACUCAACAGCUUUAUGAUAUUUGCGCAGUACAUCCGACGUUUAACUUUGUUGAGUUUCCCCGAUGCCCCAAAUGUGCAUAUCAGUCAGCAGGUCGGUAAACUUUGGCGAAAUCUUUCCACUGAUUUUCGGGAAAUCUACGCCACGGAAUCGAGACGUUUGCAGGAUCUUCAUUCUCUUGAAUUCCCUGACUACAAGUAUCAACCUCGUCGGCGUCAACGAAGUGAGGAGUACGAGUCGUUACCUUACCAGGCCCCUCCCUGUCCUCCUCGUCCCCUCAACAGCCACCACUAUUUUGAGAAAUACUCAGAUAAUUCUAAAUCGAAAAUUCCACCAAAUAAUCCCAUCUCGCAUCUGCCAGCACCCAAGAAGUUCAACCAGCCACGUGUAUCGUCAGUUUGUGCCGAUUGUUUCUUUAACUCCCCAUCAAUUAGCACCAACCGUCCAAAUACGGAUGCUCAAACUUUACUUCAAGGAGUAGAUCGACACAGAACUAGCCAUCAAUAUCAAAAUGAUUCACUCUUUUAUCAGGGUCAUUUCAGUUAUGAUAGCACUACUACUAAUCAUUUGAGUUGGGCAGAUGGCAAGGAAAUGUUGGAAUCGAAGGAUCCUCCUAGACUUAUUCCAGUACCAGGGAUUGCCUCGUCGGAUGAAAUGCUCUCUCCGUCAAGCGAUAAUUGGUAUCAAUAUCAAAGAGAGGAUACAUUUGGUGAACUCCCUCCUCUCCCAGGAAUCGAAACGUGGACUUUCAGUGGACCGACCAUCUAG
Rodentolepis nana is the source of this 1155-nucleotide messenger RNA. NCBI's taxonomy places the organism in Eukaryota, Metazoa, Platyhelminthes, Cestoda, Cyclophyllidea, Hymenolepididae. The record is from the annotation of a GenBank genome assembly.